ACAGGAAACAGGGUUCAAAAAGUUUUCAUUCUGGGUCGGUUGGCUGACUCCUACAGUAUUAAUAUACAGCGCACUUAUGACAAAUAUCACAUUUCCGAUCAUCAACCGGAGGAGCAUGGAUCAGAUAACAAAGAGAAUAACUAUCGAGGGGCUGGACGAAUUUGACUACCCCAACUACUCUUGCCCCUCGUCUAACUGCUCGGAGGGGGAGGACUGGGAGCUGGCGUGCGACGGUGCGGUUGAAAUGCAGGCCUUCCACGCCUGGUUCCAGCCCCUGGCGUACGGCGUCAUGCUCCUGCUGGGCGUGACAGGAAACGGGCUCCUAUUGGCCGUCCUGCUGAGGCGCCGGACCCGCCUGCGCGCCACCGAGGUCUACCUGCUCCACCUGGCGGUGGCCGACCUGCUCCUCCUCCUCACCUUCCCCUUCUCCGUGGCCGAGCACGCGGUGGGCUGGCUCUUCGGCGACUUCCUGUGCGCGGCGCUGGGCUUCCUGCGCAGCCUCAACUUCUUCUGCGGCGUCCUGCUGCUGGCGUGCAUCAGCUUCGAGCGCUACCUGGCCGUGGUGCACGCCGUACGCAGCCUGCGGGGCCGACGCCCCCUCACUGGCCACCUGACCUGCGCCGCCGUCUGGCUGGUCAGCGCGGGGGUCUCCGCCCCCAUCUGCGCCUUGCUGUCCGUGGAGGAGGGGCCGGCCGACCAGCCCCGCUGCCGUCUCCACAGAAACGGUAUCCACGACAGCAACUGGGUGCUGGCCAGCCGCGCGCUGACGCUGUCGCUGGGCUUCUUCCUGCCGCUGGCGGUGAUGACGUACUGCUACGCGGCGGUGAUCCUGGCGCUGUGCCGCAGCCGCCACCGCAGCCUGGAGAAGCACGGCGCCGUGCGGCUGGCCCUGCUGGUCACCGCCGCCUUCUGCCUCUGCUGGCUGCCCUACAACGUCGCCGCCCUGCUGGACACCCUGGUCAUGCUGCGGCUGGUGGCGGUGGAGAGCUGCGACGCCCUGACGCGGUCCAAUCGGGCGCUGGCGGUGACGGAGGGCGUCGGGUACGCGCACUGCUGCCUCAUCCCACUGCUGUACGCCUUCCUGGGCGUGCACUUCCGCCGGGAGCUGAGGCAGCUGCCCUGCGCCGCCGCCUGCUGCCUCCGCUGGGGCGGGUGGCCCAGCCUGCCCUCCUCGCGGCUCCACAGCACCACCCAGCCCUCCUGGUCCGAGGGGGCGGUCACCACCGCCACCAAGGUCAUGUGACUCGCCUCGCUCCGCCCACCCACCCACCCGCCAAUGAAAUCCACGGCAAUUUGACCAGAGGGAAAGUGGGACUCAUUCAGCAGUGUUGGGUUUUUUUUUUUCUUCUUUUUUAUAUUGCUGGAUUGGUUGAAAUUUUCAAAAGAAUAUUUACUCAGUUACGCAGUCUCUGUAUCGUUGAGUGAAAUUUUAACUUGCUGAGAUAAAUAACGAGAGCAAAACAUGAUGGCGUCAAACAUGACCAUUCUAAACAAGGUGAAAUGACAACGUGGUUACAGCUUUGCUGUCAGCAAGCUUGCUUUACAAAAAAAAUGCGCUGAAGAGAAACAUGUUUUUAAUGAAGCUGUAUAUUUAGCUAGUAUCUGCAUUCAGGGGUUCAUGUACCACAUAAACCAGUACAUUGCAUUUGUACAGCAGGGUGUUUUACAGAAGCAAGCUGGACUUGCUACUGUGUGUGUGUGUGCAACAGCAAUGCCCCACUUAGGACCUGAACCUGCAAACUUUGGGAGAAAAAACUCUAAAGAGAAAACUCUUUAGCCAAACUAUGGAAAAAAAACACUGUAAAUUUAGAUAAGCAAAAGAGGAUGUAGUCAUGAUUCAUACUGUAUGAAAUCUAUGAUGCAUAUUAAACUGCCCCACCUGUUCUUUAUGCACCGUAUGUACUAAAGCCAUGCGAUAGCACAAUAAAGUUAUCUGUGUGUGUGUAAA
Anguilla rostrata (American eel) is the source of this 1948-nucleotide messenger RNA. Its product is annotated as C-X-C chemokine receptor type 5. The coding region runs from base 77 to 1243 and encodes 388 amino acids. Gene Ontology annotation, molecular function: C-C chemokine binding; C-C chemokine receptor activity. The record is from RefSeq and is a predicted model, not a curated record. Gene Ontology annotation, biological process: calcium-mediated signaling; G protein-coupled receptor signaling pathway; positive regulation of cytosolic calcium ion concentration. Lineage: Eukaryota; Metazoa; Chordata; Actinopteri; Anguilliformes; Anguillidae. The transcript is spliced from 2 exons. Gene Ontology annotation, cellular component: membrane; external side of plasma membrane.